This is a messenger RNA of Eufriesea mexicana, 5252 nucleotides long. Its product is annotated as histone-lysine N-methyltransferase 2D. Gene Ontology annotation, cellular component: nucleus. NCBI's taxonomy places the organism in Eukaryota, Metazoa, Arthropoda, Insecta, Hymenoptera, Apidae. The transcript has 18 exons. The annotation marks the transcript as partial. Gene Ontology annotation, molecular function: nuclear receptor binding. The record is from RefSeq and is a predicted model, not a curated record. Gene Ontology annotation, biological process: positive regulation of transcription by RNA polymerase II; cellular response to hormone stimulus.
AUUCGGCACAUUAGGCAACAGGAAGGCUCGAAUAGUCAUGCCGUACAACAGGGGGAAGUGUCUUCUUCGAAUCCUAACAUACUGUCCAACGAUCAAGUUGGUCCUGUUUUACUCGAGGCGCUAGAUGGCUUUCUAUUUGUUGUAAAUACGGAGGGACGAGUGGAGUACGUAACAGAUAACAUAACGCAGUACAUAAAUUACACGAAGGACGAUGUGCUCGGCAAGGAUAUUUAUAAUAUUAUUCAUCAUGGAGACCACAACACCUUCAUGCCGAGCUUGUUGCCUAUGCCAUUAGGCUGGACGAACGAGCAGCAGCCCCAAAGGAACCGUACCUUCAAUUGCCGCUUCUUGGUGAAGCCUCCCGAUGAUAAAGAAGAGACUAUGGAAGAGAAGCAGCAACGAGUAUCGAAAUACGAGUCUAUGCAAAUCUGUUCAGCUCUUUUGCCAAAUAAUAGCGAUCGUCUGGAGAGCGGUGACGUAUCCUCUGAAUCUUCGGACAACAGUCCUUGCGUAAUGUGCGUGGCUCGCAGGAUACCCCCGAACGAGAAGUCCAUUGGUCCGCCCAUCGAGCAGUUCACUGUCAAGUUGGACACCACGGGGAAGAUUAUCGCGGUUGAUGUUAUCUGGUUGUCGCCUCCUUACUCCGAGUACCUAAGCAAGGAGCUGAUUGGCACUACGAUAAAGGACUUGUGCCACCCUCAUGAUCUCAGUAAGCUAACUGCACAUUUGAACGAUACGCUUCAAGUCGGAGAGAGUACCAGUGGUGUGUACCGACUACGCGUUAGUCCUGAUAAGUUCCUUAACAUUCAAACAAAGUCAAAGCUUUUCAAAGCAAAUGUGAUGAAUACACUUGUUACCGACUUCAUUAUGGCCACCAAUACCAUCAUUGGGGACAAUGACUUAACGCCUAUCGAGGGUGGUCAGCUUUCCAACAACAAAGUGUGCUCCGGACACUCUAGUAACCGUUGUGCGAAUAAUAGUAAUAAUAAUAAUGGUAACAAUAACAAUAACGUGGGUGGCCCGCUGAUGUCCGUGGCGCAUCUAAACGGUCAAGUGAGUGGUAUCAGUAGUCGGGGGUUGGCGGGCACGUCGUCGCACACCGGUUCCGGCGCGACAUUGUCAAACUCGAUAGUGUUUAACGCGGCCGAGUCCUGCACCCCCCUGCCGUCGCUAAGUACCAGUAAUCCGUUCAACCACUUUUCGGGGAACAUGGACUUGGAAUUCGAGCUCUUCCCCAGUUCCACGUGGGACUUGGAUAGUAGCAGCGGGUGGGCAGAUAGGCCCGAAUCGAGAGCGAGCGGGCCACCAAACUCACGACCAUCUUCCCAGCCAGCCCCGACAUCUCCGAGUCCCCAGGGAACGUUCUCCUCUAAUUCGGCGGUGGCGCCUCACUGCAGUCCCCUACGCGCGUUCAGCCCGACUUCAGGCAACGCGGCUCACACCUUCAGUAAUUCGUUCCCCUUCAGUCCGCUUCAGGAAUCACAGACGUCCUCCUUGACGAACAGCGCUGCUAGUAGUGUUAGUGCCACCGGAGCAGCAGCCGGAUUGACGCCCAAGAGACAGGAUGAAGGGAAGACCGGAUGCUCGACCACCAACCAAUCCACCAUGGAGAGUAGCAACGCGAGAAACAACGCGGGCUCCGUCGCUGGAACAGCAGCCGCAGCCGCGGCUGGCCAAACAGGAGUCUCCGCGGCCGUUGUCGAAACUCAGAACAGUGUUGUGUCCACCGAGUCCGGUAGACUGAGAGACUUGUUGACCAAGGGGACUAGUGCUAGUGAGGACAGUCAGGACAAUGCGAAUAACGAUUCCGAGAGCCAAAAUAAGCAUAGGAUAUUAAAGAUCUUGUUGAAUCAGCAAGACGAGGACGAUUUUCAUCCGGAGCAUAAUAAUAAAGUGCACACGAGUCCUAGCAACAUGCCGAAACCGAGCAUGGAGCAUUCGAAACCUUCGCUUGGAAAUAAUAUGCUGUUACAGAAGCUAUUAAACGAAAAGAACGACGACGAGGACGAAGAAGCUCGCGCCGGAUUGAAGAAGAGGAACGAACUCCUACAAGAGCUUCUGAAAGACCAAGAUGACGAGAGGAAAGUACAAGGGCAACAGUGUAAGUCACAAACUCGGGAAGAGGAUUCUCUGUUGCGAAGUCUUGGAUUCCGGAACACCACGCCAUCACCGUCUCAAUCGAGCGACAACGUUGGCCUCGGUGGCACCACUCAGGUCGGUCAGAAGAGACCUGGCGAAGACGGUGACUUGAAUAUAGCAGCGAAACGACCCAUGGAUGGGUCACACCAAGUAUCCUCUUCCGGCACGUCAACCAAUGCCACCAGCAAGCUCUGGGAGAGGAAUAAGAUGUUAGCUUCGUUAUUGGCUAAGCAGCCUCCUCAGCCAACCACUAUCCCACCAAUACCUGCGUCUGUGAUAUCGGCAACGCCUCAGGAUAAGCUGGUUCGCCUAGGAUUGAAAUCGCAACAGCCGCAGCAGCAAUCACAGUCACAGUCCCAGCCACAACCGCAGCAGCAACAACAACAGCAGCAGCAACAACAACAACAGCAGCAGCAGCAACAACAGCAGCAGCAGCAACCUUGGACAGGUGGCAGCAUGCAGUCGGUUGGUGGCAAUAACACGAUUACGACAACCGCUACUACCACACGAACUCCUCUCCAAAGCCAGUCGAGACAACUACCUCGUCAAACAACCAAUACCUACCUCACUCAUAUGCUAAGUCAGCAACAAAGACCUCAAAUGGGUCAAAUGGAUUCGGAAUUUGCGGGCAGCGGGGAGUAUCGUCAAAGGAGCACCGAUCCUAGUAGUUGGAAUAACCAGUCAUCAGACCCUGAUCUUUCCGAUAUUUUAGAUCAAGUUAUUGAGAUCGUACCGGAUGAAGCUAUUACAGAUUCGUCUGCGAUAGCAAAUCUCCUAGAUGUAAUCGAAACGCCGCAGGACAACGCGCUGAACGAGAAAAUGGCGAUUAACGCGAUACAGAAGUCGUUGAUGUUAUGCGAGACUGCCGUAAAUCCAACGUCUUCCACCAUAACAAUUCCUGGCACGCCUCCAGCUUACUCCACCGCAUUGGGUACCACACCUGUAACGACGAGUCAUAGUUACCAACCACCACCGAUGUAUCAGCAACAGCCAAGGAUGAGGUUUAACACGCAACCAGGCGUCAGGCAGACGACCGCUCAAUUCACGCAGCAGCAACAAUUACAGUUGCAGCAACAGCGAACGAAACUGAUACAGCAGCAGCAGCAGCAACAAUUGAAGCAGAGGUUGUUGCAGCAACAGCAGCAGCAGCAAUUACUCAUUCCUUCCAAUGCUACAGCUACGGACCAAAUUACCACCGGCAUUCACAAUAUCGAUAAUCUUCUAAACAAUACUGUUGCGCCAAAUGUAUCGUUGCAGCGGUCGAGUGUCCCAGAUUCACAAGUGUCUCCAGGUUAUGGGGGAUCCGUCCAGAUGCCUUCCGGUCACCGACUUGCUCAUUCGUACUCUCAUCCUUCAACGUUACCACAACACCCUAUCGUAAACAGUAAUUUUAACAGUGGUCAACAAGUGUCUGCGGCUGCACGACUCUCGCCGCAUUCUCCCGCUGGUAUUUUGUCAUUCUCACAUCCGCAGCCGCUGUCACCACGAGUGACGCAAGGCAACUAUGGUAAUACCCCGAGGUUAUUCGCCGUUAACCAGGUGAGAUCGCAACAACAGCCUACCGCUCAGCAGCAGUUGCAGCAACAACAAAGAUCGAUGCCGUCGCCAGGGACACCAGCAUCUGCUCGGCAAUCUCCGUUUCCGGCGGAAACCUUUCCCCCACCUACGUCUCCUACAGCUAGCCAAUUUCCACCUGGUCCUAAUCCUGGUGCACCAAAUCCUUCAGCCCAAUAUCGGUUGCAACGGACCACGUCUACACCUUCAGCUACGACUCAGUUGCCAGGUGGGGUAGGUUCGCCCCGGCACUACGGCGGAGUGAGUAAGGAACAACCUCUUCUUUCACCUAGUCAUCCACAUUCGGGUUGCAACCCGGCAACACCGACUCACAAUCAACACAACGUAACGAAUACCCAACAACACUUCUCCAACCAACAACAUUCUUCUAUGAUAUACCACACGACCGCCAAUACUAUCAACACAGCUGACAUGCAGAACAAUCAGUUCUGUUACGAUCGGACGUCUGUUCCACUCUAUUCGUCAGGGCCUGGGGACACGCAGGACGCCAGGCCUUUGCCUCCCGGUAAUCCUGUCAAUCACCAAUUGGGUGGAAACGCUAGCAGCACUUCGGAGUUCGUGAGGCAAGAAUUGAGAGCGAUCGUUGGCGCACGAACGCAACAGCAGCAACAGCAAAGGGUACCUAACAACAUUCAAAACAACCUUUCUGGUCAAGUAUCUCAGGACGAUCUCGAAGCACUCGGUCUGACGUUCGAAAUGUCUUCUACAGGUGAGGCUGUGGUUAGCGAUGGCCCUGCCAAGAGCUGGGCCAUUGGGAGUGCCGGAAGUGCCCCCUCGUCCUCCAGGACUUCUAUGGAGGAAGUGGCUCGAGGUGAUCCGAAGGUGAACCAGUCGUCACUGUUACAGAAACUGUUGUCCGAGUGACUGCCGGCCAACGCUUUGCACGGUAAAGGAAUCUAUGUAAUAUACGUUUGAACGCGAAACCAGAGACAGGAAGAAAGAAAAAGAAGCCAAGGAACGUGAGAACGGAAAAGGAAAGGGAGAAAGGAAAAGGGAAAAAGGCAAAGAAAGAUAAAGAUGGAAAGGAAAUCGAUCACACAUACACGCAUGUACACCCUAUACGUAAUGGAUACUAAUUGUAUUAUAUGUAAACGCUGCAUCACACGAAGUCAGUAUUCAGAUACGUAUCACCAAAUACAAUUUCGAAGGAGGAUAAAGAAAGCUAGACCGCUGCGCCGUGCUCUCCGUGGCCUCUAUGGCGUUGGAACAGCUCGAAAUCGCGGAGCAUGUCACGGAAUGUCGACCAGUGCAUCGACGUUAAUCUCAUUCGAACUCGAAGGACCAAAAGUUUCCGUUUCUCGUUUGGCUGUGUCGAGAUUUUUCGGUGAUCGUAUUAGAUUGUCCUCGGCCUCGUUAACGUCGAGACGAGACCGUCUCGGUUUCAGUGAGGAAUGUACGAGGAGCCCGUGGAUCGGUGUUGGCGAACGAUCGAAGCACGACAGCGGAUCGAAAUUCGUGAAUUUUAAAUGUAAAACAAGAAGUGGAAUGUUGAUAUCGCGGUUCGUUGAACAUAGGUUGGAAAUAGGGAUGGGGCGCGG